AUGCAAAAAAAUAAGAUAAUAAUUACUGACAUUCUAAAAAUUUCAAAUAAGUUUAAUCAAUCUUUCUCUGAUGAAAUAUAUAAUAAACUGUUUAUUGAGCAAUUUCCAGGUUAUAUGUCGUCAAUGUGGUCAUAUAAAGAUAUUCCGUGUUUCAAUAGAAUACUUAUAAUUGUACAAGAUGGAUAUUGUUUUGACAAUAUGCUUCAAUUUUUAGAAAUGUAUUUAAAAGAAUACAAUAUGAAAAAUAAUUCAGACGUAAAGGUCUCUGCCUGUGUAGACCUCACAAAAGCUGAUAAAUUAACUUUAGGUUUGAAUCUCUCUAUUUCAAUACCUAAGGAACCGACAUUACGUUUCUGUGAUGACACUUCUCCUACAUUACUAAAAUUUUCAGAACAUCAACCUUACCAUAUUUAUUCUGAACCACUACCUACGGAAAAAUUAAGACCGAACAGUGAUUUAUCAACUGCUGGCAAUUCAAAAUUUUCGAAUUUAACAGUAAAUACACAACAGAUAGAGAAUAGUAAGUCAGAUUAUGUAUUGCACGACAGCAAAGAUGACUCUACAAGUCCAACCAUAAUAUUACAUGAAAUAUAA
Molecule: messenger RNA, 594 nt
Organism: Tetrapisispora phaffii CBS 4417
Lineage: Eukaryota; Fungi; Ascomycota; Saccharomycetes; Saccharomycetales; Saccharomycetaceae
Exons: 1
Coding region: 1-594 (197 amino acids)
Source: RefSeq, a predicted model, not a curated record